Haliotis rubra (blacklip abalone) is the source of this 6448-nucleotide messenger RNA. RefSeq lists its product as uncharacterized. The transcript has 16 exons. The record is from RefSeq and is a predicted model, not a curated record. Gene Ontology annotation, cellular component: nucleus; cytoplasm. Gene Ontology annotation, biological process: negative regulation of gene expression. NCBI's taxonomy places the organism in Eukaryota, Metazoa, Mollusca, Gastropoda, Lepetellida, Haliotidae. Gene Ontology annotation, molecular function: transcription corepressor activity. The coding region runs from base 317 to 6433 and encodes 2038 amino acids.
GCGAAAUCGAUGUUUCAGAAGAAGAGGUCCAACUCUGAGUCAAGUCUGGACGCCUUCUUGGCUUGGUGUCUUCGAACAUAAUCAGGAGAAGAGGGCCAACUUGGAAACAAGCUGUGGACGUCUUCUUUAUCUGGUGUCAUCGAAUAUAUUCAGUUUAUCAAAGAGAAAGUAGACAAUAUGGCUGGUACCUAACUGGCUCAAAUCUGAUGCUGGCAAUGUGCCAAUAGAGGUGUCACUGCUGGGAUUGGCCCAAAGUAUCUGUUGUUGCACAGCUAUUUUCUGGAGCUAAAGAGAGGCAUAUCUCAAAACCUCCAAAAUGGCACAUUCUGGUCAUCUCAAUAAGGAUCAUCCUAACCCCGGGUCCAGUAAUGAAAACUGGGUAAUUGUUGGAGGGAAUGCAGGAUCUUCUGAUCAAAUGACAGAAAUACACAAGCAGCAUUCAAAAUUAGCCCAUGAAAACCAACAGCAGUCUGUGAGCACUGACAGCCAAGACUUAAGUGGAGACGGUCAGAAAGGAAGUUUGCAAGAGAUUCCAGGAAGUGGUUCUCAUCGUGCUGAAGUUCACUCAGCUUGUAAGAAGAAUGAUGACAAUGCACAAGCUGCUUCUGAUAUGGACAGUGUCAGUAAAAUACCAUUGCCAGAUGAUGCGUCUGAGCAGGAUGAGCUGUGCCCAGUAAUAAUCAAUUUCAUAGACACCAAAGGCAAGAUAUGUGAUAGCACCUGUGUGAAUGUAAACCUGGAACUGGCUGUCUGGCUACAUAUUAAGACACAGGAAAAUGAAAUGGAAUCCUUGAAACACAAACUCAAACAACAUAACUGUGAAAUAACUAAGCAAUCAGGUAGAAUUGAAUUAACUUGCAGAAUUACUCAUCCCUACUCAGCUGAUUCCUUAGACUACACAACUAGACCUGUUACAAAUCUCUUUGAGGAGCUGACACAAAAGUGCACAAGAUUAGAUGUUGAUGGUUCCAAUGAAUUCAAGACGGUGAUGCUUAAGGUAUGGCCAACUACACAACUAUACAUGUCACACAAAGCAACAGCUCACAGAACUCAUAGUGGUAAACUGUGCAUUGCCACCAAAAAGGAAUAUACAGGUGAGGUUGGUAGAGAAUUGGAACGUAUUUCUGAAAAAUACAAAAGAGAAACUGAUGGAUGUCACAGACUUGACUCUGCAACAUCUGGACAUACACUUCCAGGUGACAGUAAAACACUGGAGGUUACACUUACAGACCCUCAGUUCCAACUUUUGGAAAGUCAGCAAGAAGCACAGGAUUAUGUUCUUUCCUUCUUCCAAAAAAAGAACAUUCAUGUAACAUUUGUUUUUGAAGAGAAAAAGGUUAUCCUCAAAUCAGAUAGGGAAAAUGUAAUGUUAAAUGACAAAAUCAUGCUUGAUUGUAUAUUGACACAAACAGAAACCCUCCUUUGGCCUCCUCCCUUAGACAGUCCAAGUUCAAUUAGGGAGGGGCAUUCUGCUAUCAAAGGCAGGUACAUCCUGAUCCCUGAUUCCUCUUGGGCACAAGUUACUAUUGUUGCAACUAGAGACAUUUUAGGAGUUGUUAAGGAUUCAUUAAGGACUUUAUUGCCAGUGAUUGUGGAAAAAUCAAUAGUGGUAAGCAGCACAGAGCUCCAAUAUCUGUCUACACAAAAUCACUGGGAAGCAUUUGAGCCUGUUCUUUAUAUUGUAAAUGGCAGUAAAAGCAGAGUAUCAGUUAGACCUGUCAAAAAUGACAGUAAAUGCAAUUUAUUUGUAAGGGGCACUCAAUGUGGGGUUGAAGAAUUUGAAAAUGAAGUACGUACCUGCUUGUCAAAACAGAAAGUAAAUUCAUCUUCAGCAACUGAGAAGCAGAAUUUGCUGCUGUUCCUACAGUCCAACAAAAAAGGACUAAAAUAUGUAGAAAAUGUGCUACAAGAAAGGGGUCUUAUUAUUGAAGUUGGAGAAAAAAAUGCAGUCAUUCGUGGUGGCAGCCAGAACAUCACAUAUGAAUCCUUAGAGGACCUCAUUUUGUCAACAACAAUUUACAAGGAUGAUUGUCAAUUGCUGAAACUGGAAGAAAUGCAGGAAAUGCUUUUAGAAAAGAAACAAGUGCACCAGGAGAAACUUAUGGUUGAUAUUGACAAGACAAAUAACUGUCUUGUCUUGACUGGAACAGCUGAUAUUUUCCCGGAUGUAUUGCGAGAGGUGGAAGAUUUAAGAUCUAAGUAUACUUUGACUGAGGACCUGGUCUGUAUUUCCACAGAUCACAUGGAGUAUGUUGAAGGCAAGGGUCAGUCUAAGUUGAAGGCUAUGGUAGAUAAUCCAAGAUUAAAGGUAAAGAUGACUUUCUUGGAUGGGGAACCUGGUUUAAGACUCGUUGGAUCAAAAGUAGGAGUGACAACAGUAAAGACAUGGUUGCAGAAAACAGGCACUGCAGGUGGAAGAAAGGCCGCUUCUCAAAAUCUACAUGCUGAUAUUGUAAUCAAAGGACACAUGCAGAAAUUACUGAAACAAUCAUCUCAUGCUAGACAGGUUAUUAAGGAUAAGUCUGAACGUGAUGGUUUUGAAAUAGACUUAGAUGCAGAGUAUGGAAGUGCAAAGAUCCAUGUAAAACAUGAAAUGCAUCUAUCCAAAGCUUCAAAAAUGUUGUCAACAGCCAUAGGAAUAAUUUCAUUUGAUUUGGGAAUGGACCACAUUUGUAUCACUCCAACACAGUUAAAAACAUUACUCUUGGAAUUUGAACCACACUGGGCUGAAGAUGUCAUCAUGGAUGCUAACGACAGCAGAAAAGAAUUAACGGUGUGUGGUACAAUGGAUAUGAUACCACUUGUAGAAGAGGCUGUCAGAAAUACUCUGCAUCAUUAUGAGCAUGAAGGUGUAUUUUUGCCACUUGACUAUGGCACAAUGCAGUUAAUACGUACACAAGUGGACAACAUGUUCAAAGGGAAUGUCAGCUUACACCGGUCCAGUGAAAGAGUCGAAAUCACAGGUGCAAGAAUUCACGUACAGCAGUGCCUGGUAAGUAUCGGUAACUGUCUGACUGGUCAGAAACGAAAACUAGGUUUUCCCCCAAAACUGCAAGUGUGUGAAUUGGUAAUCUCACAAUUGCUGUAUAUGUCUCUGGAACAAAACCGAAACAUCCGAAGUUAUUUGGAGGAAAAAUUUGAAGACUGUGGAUAUGCUUUUGCUCUUCACAAUGCGAGACUAAAACUGUGUGCUGCAUCUAUAACAGCUUUGCCAAAAGUUUGGCACCUCUUUCUGUCACACAUUUGUGAAAUGAAACUUUCUCUGGGAAAGGAACCAGUUGUCAAAUUGUUUGGAAUAAAACACAUGUGUGAGAAGAUUACCAAUAAUAUCUCUUACCAGGGAAAGGUGAUGGCAUUACCUGAGGAAAGUACAGGUCUAUUGUCCAUAGUCUGCACUGAUGAUGUAAAAGACCUUGUAGAAGAAAGCAUAUUGUUCCACAAGAAAAGGUGUGUGCAAAGUGUGACUGACAUUGAUCAUGAAAAGACUAAAACUGAGUUGUUUGAUCUCAGGCAGUUGGAAGAAGCAAUUUCACAAACAUUGCCCGAUAUCAAGGGCAUGUUUAAGUUGCAUGUAGAGAAUGGGAAGAUUUGUGUUGUAGCUGUCCGUGAACACAUGAAGGAAGUCAAGGCCAAGAUAGUGCAGAUACUUUCAUGGAAGCAACGUGAAGCUGAAUUGAUCACAACAAAUCCAUAUGUGGACAUACAACUCUCUGAAUUAGAAUAUGAGUUCCUUCAGAAGCCAGAAGUCAUCAGUUACAUUGAUGAAAAACUUAAACUCUUCAGUUUUGGACUUGAUAUGAAUAAAAAAUCAUUGAAGAUGUAUUGUUUGAAAAAGAAAAAUCUUGAUCAAGGAGUCAAAGAUCUUAAGAACUGUCUCAAACAGGAUGAAAUUGAAUUGCUCAAUGAUCCCCUUUUAGAGAACUGCACUCUAGCCAACAUCAAAGACAUGUUGGAUGUUCAAGACCAUAUUCAUGGUGGCAAAUUGCUGAUCAGAAUACAUGCUCCAAAGUCAAGUCUGGUCAUGCUUUGUACAGAUGAUGUACAUGAUGCUGUUGUGGACAAGUUUCAAUAUAUCAAACAGACCUGUUCAGAUGUCACAGACUUCUUAGAAAUGUCAAAAGAAAAAUGGGAUAGAAUCAGGGUUAUCUUUCCAGAAGAUAUUGAUGCAAUUGAGAAAGAAGAUGUCAGAAUAGAACAUUACCCUACUCAAUUAUCAAUAGCUGGGCAUGCUGAAGUGGCAGGUCAAGUCAAAAGAAAACUUAACGGUAUCUUAGACAAGAUGCAUGUCAGAAAGUUUUCUCUUUUGGAUAAAAUGGGAACUUUGCAGACUCAUGAGGGACAGAAACUAUUAAGAGAUGCACAGAAAAAUCUUCGUUGUGUGAUUAAAUUUGAGAAGCAUGUGAAGGAAAACACUGCAGAAUUAGCAGUGAAAGAAUGGCUUGCACAGAAGCAUCUGAGAUUGACUCAAGGUUGUGUCAGACUGUCUCAGUGGACAAAAAAUGGCUCAAGCAUCUCCAUUAUCCAAGGACAUAUUCAAGAUGUAAAUACUGGAAUCCUUGUUAUCCCAACGGUUGGAGGGAAGCUGCCAGAAGAAUUACCUCGAAGUCUGCAAGAGGAUCAAGAUCUCAGAACACUAGGUGAGACUAGCACCUCAAGGGUUUUUUCAAAUCCUAAAUGGUGUAAAUGCAGUUCCUGUGUGUUCUUUUGGAUACCUGAAAGUCUGAAAGAAGGAAGAAACCAAGAAAAGGAAACUGUUCGAAGAUUGGUCAAGGACACUCUGAGGAAAGCAGCUGAAGAUACAAGCAAUACAAUUUCUUGUGUAUUUGUACUUGAAGCACUUUAUAGGACAGGACUGCAAUCAUAUGGUGUAAAGUGUAUUAUCAAAGGCGCUCUAGAAGCUUUUAAAGAAUUCAAAUGCACUUUUGAUGUACAGCUGCUAACUGAUGAAAAAAGCUCCAACGAAACUUUGAAAAUCCUUGCAAAUGCCUGUCCUGACUCAAAAAAGAUCAGUCUAUUGAGACAAGUAGAGAAGAUCAAGAAGAAGAUGAGUUUGAGCAAAGGGAAAUCAACUGAGGUUUCAAAGCCAUGCCUGGAAAUAGUUGUUGGUGCACUAGAAAAACAAAAGGUUGAUGUUCUUGUCAUAACCUGUCGUCAUGAUCUUCUUCUAAGUGAAGGAGUGGUAUCAAAAGCUGUAGAUGAUGCUUCACACGGACGUCUACAGAAAGAAUGUCAUGACAAAUAUCCUCAUGGCAUUAUGAAUGAUGAGUUGGCAGUCACAAAUUUCCAUGCUUCAACAGCUUCCAAAAGAGUUAAAGUCUACUUUGGAGCCCUCAACUUCUUUCCAGAAAAAGCUGAAGAUGAGCGAAAGGAAGAAUGUUGGAAGAUGAUGUAUGAAUUUAUAUACCACUGCUUGUACCAAGCAAAUGAGGAAGGCGCAGAAUCAAUUGCUUUUCCUGCCAUUGGAUGUGGAAAGUUGGGCUACCCAAACACAAGUGCAGCAGAAGUUAUGUUCAACACUGUGGAGUGGUUCUUCAAUACUGAACAAACACUGUCACUGAAGAGUGUGCAUUUUGUUCUGCAUGAAAAAGACAAAGGCAACAUUAAGGUUUUCAAUGCAGAGAAGAUGGCAAGAUCAUACCAUGUGAAGAGUUUCACAGAAGAUGCUUCAACAUCUGAGACCAGACAUGACUGUGGUGAUAUCAUACUGCAGAUUAUUGGGAGCUCCUUAGACAAGUGUGAGGAAACAUCAGACGGUCUGCUGUGUUUUUGGAAUGAGCGCCAGCUUGCAGAUCCUUCUCAGCACCCCACUGUUGGUAAACAUUUGAAACAAUUUGAAUGGCACAGAUAUGCAUCAGAGUUCACAAGAAACGGCAACGUACUAACUAGUGGUGGUGAACUACCUGCUACUAUGAUCAUUCACACCUUGAUGAAAUCUGACUUCAAAACAGCUCUUUUCACUGGUCUCAAGUCAGCUGUGAAUAAUCAUUGUCAGACAGUACAAGUUGAGCUUGCAUCAGAAGAUCUGUUCGAUAACUGUAAAGCUUUGGUUGCUGAUCUACAGGCUCACUUAAAAAGUAGACAUAUCACCAGAAAUCACUUUUGUCUACUGACAGUUCUGAUACCCAAUCCAGAACACUACAAAUCAGUGGUGUCAGAACUGAAAGCUGCUUCCGUCGGAAUACUUGGCCGUCCUUGGCCAUUUGGCCGUGAAGAAAAUGUUCCAACAGAAGAUCAUUCAGGAAGCACUGAUGAUGGGCCACAAUUAGUUGUAUCAGGAACAUCAGAAGAACACUGUAAGGCAGCCUACCAGCAAGUACUUGAAGGAAUUAAACAGAUACAUGCUGCAAUUGAGAACUCUACGUCACUAACAGACAGAGAUGACAGUUCCUCUGUUGAUUUCCCAACACCUCACCAAGGUAAUUUGUCCACUUAAGUGAUAUCCCUGUUG